UAUGAUAGUUGAAGACAAACAAAAAUCAAAUGAUGAAAACAAAAAACUAGCCUAUAUUUCCCUGGGCACUGCGAAACAACAUCUAUACCAGUGGUUCCUGUACUUUGGGACACAUUGGAAUUACCUGGGCAUCUCUUUAAAAUACUUCUGUGUAGCGCCUACUGCCAUACCUUUUGAUUUAUUUGGUAUCAUAUGAGCUUUGGCAUCACAGCUCUCCAAGAGGGCCUGAUGUGCAGCAAAGUUUGGGAACUACCAAGAUGUACACUUUUUUUCCUAGUGGAACUACCAGUAAUAGCCACAGUAUUCACAGUCCCAAAAUUCUUUUUAUUCUUUUCUGAUGCCAAAAACAGAAGCAGCAUUGUUAAGGGAAAAUCCUCAAGGCAAAGUGAAGCAAAUGAGCCCUCUCUAAAUCAUACAAAUAAGUCACAAUCAUAAUUUGUUGUAGCUUCAUGACAACUGUUCACCUGACCACUUAUUUGUAGCAUACAUGAACCCCAAAUUGGAGGCAACCAUGAUGUCAUGGAGUCUGCAUCAGAGUUGAAAUAAGAAGGCUUGCAUUCAAAUCCCAAUUCUUCUACUUACUAACAGAUGGGCAAUCCAUUUAAUCUUGCUGAAGUUCUCAUUUUUUUCUCCCUAAUAUGAGAAUAACCAGAUCUGUUUUGCAUGGAUGUAAAAUAUCUUUAUAAGCUAAUGUAUGUGAGGGUAAACUAUAAAGAAGUAUAUAAAGAUAUUAAAGAAUUAUCACUUGAAAGGAUUUUUUUAACCUUAGAGGUGACUUACUUUCUAGGUAAUAUUUUUCUGUAUUUUUUCAUUUCCUUAAAAAUGGAGAUCUGCAUACCGUUGAUAAUAAAUGCCCUUGAGCUUAACAUGUGUAGUAGAGGAAGUAUUAUUCCAUAUUUCUAAACUAUGUUUUAAUCUGGGUGGAAACUUAAGUUUUUGACUGAUACCUGGGUUCCAACACAUGUGUUGCCACUUAUGAGCAAAUUUGUGUCAACAGACAUGUUCUAAGUCUCAGGUUUGUUAUCUUUUUGUGUGCAGAAUAAUAUCUAUUUUUCAAGGCUAUUAUGGCCCUCAAAUGUAGUGCCCCUAAGCAUAGUAGCUAGAACAGAGCAUACAGAAAAUGCUAAUUCCUUUCUUCCUUCCAAGAAUAUCAUAAUCUUUUGAUAGUACAGAUGACUCUUGAACACCACAGGUGCUAGGGACCCUGCCAAUGCACAAUCAAAAAUUCACAUAGAACUUUUGACUCAAGAACAUAACUACUUAUAGCCUAUUGUUAACCGGAAGCCUUACUAAUAAGAUAUACAGUUGAUUAAUACGUAUUUUGUAUGUUAUAUGUAUCCUGUCCUCUAUUUUUACAAAAAAGCCAGAGAAAGGAAAAUGUUAUUAAGAAAAUCAUAAAGGAGACAAAAUAUAUUUACUAUUCACUAAGUGGAAGUGGAUCAUAAAGAUCUUCAUCUUCAUUGUCUUCACACUGAAUAAACUAAGGAGGAGAAAGCAGUGGGGUUGAUCUUGCUGUCAAGGGUGACAGAGGCGGAAGAAAUUCAAAUAUAAGUUUAUACCAUGAAUGGCACAAAGGAAAAGAAUGACAGUUACAAAGAUGAUCUUCUGCUUAGGAUGGGACUUAAUGAUAAUAAAGCAGGAAUGGAAGGAUUAGAUAAAGAGAAAAUUAACAAAAUUAUAAUGGAAGCCACAAAGGGGUCCAAAUUUUAUGGAAAUGAGCUCAAGAAAGAAAAGCAAGUCAACCAACGAAUUGAAAAUAUGAUGCAACAGAAAGCUCAAAUCACCAGCCAACAGCUAAGAAAAGCACAAUUACAGGUUGACCGAUUUGCAAUGGAAUUAGAAGAGAGCCGAAAUUUGAACAAUACCAUAGUGCACAUUGACAUGGAUGCUUUCUAUGCAGCUGUAGAAAUGAGGGACAAUCCAGAAUUGAGGGAUAAACCCAUUGCUGUAGGAUCAAUGAGUAUGCUGACUACUUCAAAUUACUGUGCAAGGAGGUUUGGUGUUCGUGCAGCUAUGCCAGGAUUUAUUGCUAAGAGACUCUGCCCACAACUUAUAAUAGUGCCCCCAAACUUUGACAAAUACCGAGCUGUGAGUAAAGAGGUUAAGGAAAUACUUGCUGAUUAUGAUCCCAAUUUUAUGGCCAUGAGUCUUGAUGAAGCCUACUUGAAUAUAACAAAGCACUUACAAGAAAGACAAAAUUGGCCUGAGGAUAAAAGAAGGUAUUUCAUCAAAAUGGGAAACUCUGUAGAAAAUGAUAAUCCAGGAAAGGAAGUUAAUAAACUGAGUGAGCAUGAACGAUCCAUCUCUCCGCUACUUUUUGAAGAGAGUCCUCCUGAUUUGCAGCCCCCAGGAGAUGAAGAACAAAACAAUCCUCAAAUACUCCAAAACUCAGUUGUUUUUGGAACAUCAGCCGAGGAAGUGGUAAAGGAAAUUCGUUUCAGAAUCAAGCAAAAAACAACACUGACAGCCAGUGCAGGCAUUGCCCCAAAUACAAUGUUAGCAAAAGUAUGCAGUGAUAAGAAUAAACCAAAUGGACAAUACCAAAUUCUCCCCGAUAGACAAGCUGUGAUGGACUUCAUCAAGGAUUUACCCAUUAGAAAGGUUUCUGGAAUAGGAAAAGUUACAGAAAAAAUGUUAAAGGCCCUUGGAAUUAUUACAUGCACAGAACUUUACCAACAGAGGGCAUUGCUUUCUCUCCUUUUCUCUGAAACAUCUUGGCAUUAUUUCCUUCAUAUCUCUUUGGGUCUAGGCUCAACACACCUGACAAGGGAUGGAGAGAGGAAGAGUAUGAGCGUUGAAAGGACUUUCAGUGAGAUAAAUAAAGCAGAAGAACAAUACAGCCUAUGCCAAGAACUUUGCAGUGAACUUGCUCAAGAUCUACAGAAAGAAGGACUUAAGGGUAGAACUGUUACCAUUAAGUUGAAGAAUGUGAAUUUUGAAGUAAAAACUCGUGCAUCUACAGUUUCAUCUGUUGUUUCUACUGCAGAAGAAAUAUUUGCCAUUGCUAAGGAGUUGCUAAAAACAGAAAUUGAUGCUGAUUUUCCACAUCCUUUAAGAUUAAGACUUAUGGGUGUUCGGAUAUCUAGUUUUCCCAGUGAAGAAGACAGGAAACACCAACAAAGGAGCAUUAUUGGCUUUUUACAGGCUGGAAACCAAACCCCAUCAGCCAAUGGGUGUAUACUAGAGAAAACUAACAAAGAUAAGUUUGCAAAACCUCUAGAAGUGUCUCCUAAGAAGAGUUUCUUUGAUAAAAAACGAUCAGAAAGGAAAUGGAGCCACCAGGAUACAUUUAAAUGUGAAACCAUGAAUGAACAAAGUUUACAGACAUCACAACUAUUCCCAGUUUUAAAGAAGAUGAAUGAGAAUUUGGAAAUAUCAGAGAAUUCAGAAAAUUGUCAGAUACUUACCUGUCCUGUUUGCUUUAGGGCACAAGGAUACAUCAGUCUGGAAGCCUUUAAUAAACAUGUAGAUGCAUGUCUUGAUGGACCUUCAAUCAGUGAAAACUCUAAAAUGUUCUCAUGUUCACAUGUUUCUGCAACCAAAGUUAACAAGAAAGAAAAUGUUUCUUCUUCUUCACUUUAUGAGAAGCAAGAUGAUGAAGCCCAUCCAAAAAAUAAAGAAAUAUCUUCAGUAGAUUGUGUAGAUUUAGUAGAUACUAUAGAUAACUCAUCUAAAGCAAAAAGCAUAGAUGCUUUAAGUAAUAAACAUAGCAAGGAAGAAUGUUCUAGUCUCCCAAGCAAGUCUUUUAAUAUUGAACACUGUCAUCAGAAUUCUUGUACUGUUUCAUUGGAAAAUGAAGAUGUUGGAUUAUUAAGUAGACAAGAAUCCUGCCAGCCUUAUUUAUGUAAAGUGGUAACAGGCCAAGCUCUAGUUUGUCCUGUUUGUAACGUAGAACAAAAGACUUCAGAUCUAACCCUGUUCAAUGUGCAUGUGGAUGUUUGCUUAAAUAAAAGUGUUAUCCAAGAACUAAGAAGGGAUAAAGUUAACCCAGUUAAUCAACCCAAAGAAAACUCCAGAAAUACUGGUAACUCAAGUGGAGUACAGAAGACUGUAACAAGAACAAAAAGGCCAGGAUUGAUGACAAAGUACUCAACAUCAAAGAAAAUAAAACCAAGCAAUCCCAAACUUACCCUUGAUACAUUUUUUAAGUAAACAUUGAACAUUUGAUCAUUAAUUUUUAAUUGAAACUUGUUAUUUUAUAAUCAAUGAAUUUGUUCUUCCUGAUUUUAAGUUUGCAGAUUUAUUUAGUAAAGGCAAGUGCAAUAAUCCUUCCUCAGAUGACAUUUGCUUUUCUAAGAAUUUGGAAUAUAUACGAAUUCUUUAUAUCUUUUUUAUAACCAUGAGAAUUUACUUCUGUUUUACAUCAGUUGGAAAUUAAUCCUAUUAAGAGAUCAUUUUUAAAAAGGAAAUUAGGAAUUAGAUCAGAAGGUGAUUUUUAAAAUUAUUUUUAUACUGAUUAGAAAAACAGAUUUGUAAGGGCUGUCAAAGAUUCAUGCAAACCUAUAUUAUCCUAAGGAUUUUUUUAGCACUUAACUACUUUGUUGGCAUUGAUCCUAGUAUCUUUAGCUACCUCAUGAGCAUUCAUAAUUAAAAUUUAUCUUAAGUUCUAUGAAGAGUAUUAACAUAACUAGCAUAAGUGAUUUUCUUACCUUCAGGAAAAUAAUAUCAUAGUAUUAUCUGUGUUAAAAUGGUUUUUGCUUAAAAUAUAAUUUUUAAUUUGGCUUUUCUUAUUUAAAAUUCUGUUAUGAAUAAACACUUGAAUCACUUUUUAAAAUAUUUAGGCCAAGAUGAUUCAAAGUAGUUUUAUUUUAAUACAGGACUUUUAAAUGACAGUAUUUCAUUUCCUGUCAGUUAUGUUGGUACUUUCUACAAAUCUAUAAAGAAGAAUGAAUUGUAUAGUCAUUUUAUUAUAGUCUUCAAGAGAAAAUGUGUAAUUCAAAAGAUUAAUGUAUAUUAAGACACAUUAAGUAUCUUAGUUACAUUACUAUCAACAUUUUUAUUAAUAGUUGUGAAAGAAGACAGCUUAAUAGUAGUUAGCUUAAGUAGUUUCUUAACAUACUUUUGUGCUAUCAAUGAAUUCUUCUCAAAAAAUAAUUAUUUAGACUGGCCACGGUGGCUCAUACCUGUAAUCCCAGCACUUUGGGAGGGGAAGGCGGGCAGAUUAUUUGACGGGUCAGGAGUUCCAGACUAGCCUGGCCAAUAUGGUAAGACCCCGUCUCUACUAAAA
This is a messenger RNA of Sapajus apella (tufted capuchin), 5227 nucleotides long. RefSeq names its product DNA polymerase kappa (gene POLK). Bases 1561 to 4152 code for a protein of 863 amino acids. Gene Ontology annotation, molecular function: damaged DNA binding; DNA-directed DNA polymerase activity. The transcript has 15 exons. Lineage: Eukaryota; Metazoa; Chordata; Mammalia; Primates; Cebidae. Gene Ontology annotation, biological process: error-prone translesion synthesis. The record is from RefSeq and is a predicted model, not a curated record. Gene Ontology annotation, cellular component: nucleus.